AUGAACUUCGCAUCGUCGACGACCGUUGAACCGCCGCCGCUCAUGAAUCCGGGAGUCGAGCAUCUCGCCGAAGCACCGGGGUCCCUCGCCAGAUCCAUCCUCGUGGCGCUCUGUGAAGACCAGAACGUACGGGCACAGGCGCUGCGCCAACUCGACAGGCUCAUGCGUUUCGAAGCCGACGUCCGCGGGCACGACGUGCUCAAAAGCCCAAACAACUCCAUCUCGAAUUCACCAAGUCCGAAGAAGAGGAAAGCGACAGGGGAUCCCAAAAUAUGUGUCCAGUGCGACGGCAUCUUCACCGAGGACGACAACAUGUUCGGUUCCUGCUCGUAUCACACAGGCGAGAUGGAGCUCAUGGAUGAGACGGUCAUCGACCUUCUGCCGGCGGAGAGGGCUCUGUACGAUCUGGACACCGAAGACAUCCGUGCCAGACACCCGGAGGCCUUCCGGUGGUGGUGUUGCUACGCCAUGGGCAACAAGCCGGGCUGCCGGAGGGGCCGGCACGAGUCCAACCCGGACAAGAGCCGGAAGGGCCGCGGCGUGGUCACGGACCUGGACGUCGACCCGUUGAUGCUCGACAUGGACGACGACGACGACAACUCAUCUUCACAAGGAAUCGGCGGCGGCGGCAGCAGCAGUGGCAGCAAUCAACAAAUCUGCAAUAACCGGCGGCUACGUUGA
Colletotrichum karsti is the source of this 681-nucleotide messenger RNA. RefSeq lists its product as uncharacterized. The record is from RefSeq and is a predicted model, not a curated record. Bases 1 to 681 code for a protein of 226 amino acids. NCBI's taxonomy places the organism in Eukaryota, Fungi, Ascomycota, Sordariomycetes, Glomerellales, Glomerellaceae. The transcript is spliced from 2 exons.